UCCUCCCCUGCAGUUUACAUCUCUGUUGAUAGUUUUGUGACACCCUGAUGCGUCGAAAGUACACUGCGUCUGACACUAAACGACGAUUUUGCUCUGGUAAUUAACACCUUACAAUAUCCCUAGUCGUAGCUACUUACAACUUCUCCCUAUCACUUCGUUCGGAAAUGGACACGUUGGGCCCCAGAUUCUUGUAAAGGAAGCCGUCUUCGUAACAGGGAGGCUAUGUUAACCGUGGAGGGCGUCUGCAAGAUGGAGAACGGUGUCUGCGUGGACGCCGCGGAGAAGGACAGCGAGGAGGCCCUAUGGGAGAACGUGGAGAACAACCGCUACAUCCUCUGCCGCUACAUCUGCCCCAGCAAGCUGACCCCGUACCUGCGGCAGUGCAAGGCCAUCGACGAGCAGGAUGAGGACGAGGUGCUACACUCCUGCAUGCUGGUGUCCAGGGUCAACCGCACAGGUCGGUUGUUGGACAUCCUGCACACCAAAGGCCAGCGGGGGUACGUGGUAUUCCUGGAGAGCCUGGAGUUUUACUACCCAGACCUCUAUAAGCUGGUCACGGGGAAUGAGCCCACCCGCAGGUUCUCCACUAUUGUAGUGGAGGAAGGCCACGAGGCCUUGACUCAGUUCCUGAUGAACGAGGUCAUGAAACUGCGGCAGCAGGCCAAGGCGAAGGACGCCCAGCAUGUGGACACGCUGACCCAGUACCACACCCUGAAGGACGAGCACAAGAAGGUGCAGCUGACCAAUCAGGAGCUGCUGACCUUCCAGGAGCGCUACAACAAGAUGAAGGGGGAGUGGAACAACUGCAACGACGAGCUGAUGAAGGUCAAGGAUGAGAACUACAACCUGGCCAUGCGCUACGCCCAGCUGAGCGAGGAUAAGAACAUGGCCGUCAUGAGGACCCGCGACCUGCAGCUGCAGAUUGACCAGCUGAAGCACAAACUGAACAAGCUCGAGGAGGAGUGCAAGAUGGAGAGAAGACAGUCGCUGAAGCUGAAGAACGACAUCGAGAACCGUCCCCGCAAAGAGCAGAUCUUCGAGCUGGAGCGGGAGAACGAGGUGCUAAAGAUGAAAGUGCAGGAGCUGCAGUCUAUCAUACAGCCUGGGAAGCAGGUGCUGCCGGACACCGAGAAGGCCAUCUUGGACAUCCUGGAGCACGAUCGACAGGAGGCCCUGGAGGACCGGCAGGAGCUGGUGAACAGGGUCUACAACCUGCACGACGAGGUCCGGCAGGCGGAGGAACUCAGGGACAAGUACCUGGAGGAGAAAGAGGAUCUGGAACUGAAGUGUUCGACACUGGUGAAGGAUUGCGAAAUGUAUAAGAAUCGCAUGACCACUGUCAUGGUCCAGCUGGAUGAGGUAGAGAAGGAGAGAGACCAGGCUUUCCGUUCCCGAGACGAGGCCCAGAACCAGUUCUCCCAGUGUCUGAUUGACAAGGACAAGUAUCGCAAGCAGAUCCGCGAGCUGGAGGAGAAGAGUGACGAGCUGCACAUCGAGAUUGUGCGCAAGGAAGCCAAGAUGGUUAACCUGGAGUCCAAGUUGAGACGCGCCUUUAAGGAAAAUGGGGGUAUACCCAGAGACAUCCCCCGGACCAUCAUAUCCCCGGACCUCUCUAAAAGAGAGUGCCCUGAGGAUGAGUCUGGCGACGAGUCCGAGAUGCCGUUCAGACGCAGACCCAACCUUAAAGUGCUUCCUCGAGCAAAGUCGCCAAUCACAGCUCCCAAAUCUCCUGAAUUUCCAGUACCUGCACUGCAGACCAAUGGGGACUUUCUGGACUGCAAACCUUUAGUCGCCAGCCCUGUAAACACAAACUGCUCUAGCACGCCUGGGUCUCCGUGCAGCUCAAUCGAUAUCCUCAACAAACUUCAUCUCAGGUGUCGCAACGACAGCAUAAUGUCCACAGUCCCUGAGCCCCCGGGGAACGACUCCAUCGUCAGGAGGAAUAAGGAGGGAGAGCAGUGCUUCCUUCCCAGGAGUCCGUGUGAUUGCGACAGUGGAGACAACAUGGAACUUGGAGACGAAGAAAACGAAAGGUUCUCACACAGCCCACCCUCUGUGCACUCCUCGUCUUCCUCGCACCAGUCCGAGGGCUUGGACACGUACGAGUGGGAACAGGUCACAAACAUCUUCCGGAAGUAUUCACUGGAAAGACCGUUCCGGCCCUCCAUCUCCUCCUUCACGCGGCCCUGCAGCACCCUGCCGCCCAUGCAGUGCGCCCUGCUUCCCGGGGACUCCUUCCUCUCCGAGGUCACGCUGAUCGGAGGCAACGUCACCGGCAUCUUCGCUUCGUCUGUCCAGCCUGGCUCCAGUGCGGAGAAGGCUGGCAUUAGAGAGGGACAUCACCUCAUGCAGCUGGACGGCUGCAUUCGGGGAGAGAGCCAGAGUAUCCCAUUGGACGCCAGCACCCAGGAGGAUGCCCACUGGAACCUGCGACGGUGCGCCGGGCAGAUCCGGCUGCACUUCCGAUCCAACGACGAGGGUUACCGGAGGCUGCGGAGGGACUUGGACGAGGGCAGCCUGGUGUCGGGGGACUCCUUCUACAUCCGCCUGAACCUGAACGUGUCGGGCCAGUCGGACAGCUGCUCGCUGUGCAUCCGCUGCGACGAGGUGGUGCACGUGCUGGACACCAUGCACCAGGGCAAGUGCGAGUGGCUGUGCGCUCGGGUCGACGCCUUCACCAACAAGGACCUCGAGAAGGGAACCAUCCCCAGCUUCUCCAGGGCCCAGCAGCUCCUACUGGUGAAGAUCCAGAAGCUGAUGUGCAGGGGGAGCAGGGAGGAAGCAGACAAUAUGCACAGCCUCAGGGGACAUAACACCUUACAGCCUGAGGAGGCCACACCCCAUCCCGACUCCAAAUCAAGUCCUCGGCUGUCCCGGGCAACCGUCUUCAUCUGUCAGAUACUGCAGUUUGUAAGCAGAACUGAAAACAAGUACAAGAGGAUGAACAGCAAUGAGAGAGUUCGGAUUGUGAACGGGGGGAAUUCCACUCUCACAAAACCCAGGUCUGAUUCCCUGAAGCCGGAGGACACGGACUCGGUCAGUGACCUCAACAGCAGCUUGAGCCUGAUCCCGUACAGCCUCGUCACCCCUCACCACUGUAAACGCAAGAGGCCUGUCCUGUUUGCCCCCAACAUUCUGGCCAAAACCAUCGUGCAGAAGUUCCUUAACCUCGGAGGAGCAAUGGAGUUCACCAUGUGCAAGCCAGACAUUCUGACAAAGGAGGAGUUUCUUCAGAAAAAGAAGAUGGAGCUGAUAAUCUACUCCAAAGAGAAGCACGCCAAUACCUACGAGUACAUCACUCCCGAAAAUAUUGAAGCUGUGGCUGAAAAGAAUAAACACUGCCUGCUGGAAGCUGACCUGAACUGCGUCAAAGAUCUACUCCGGAAGGAAAUCUAUCCGAUCGUCCUCUUCAUCAAAAUAUGUGAAAAGAACAUCAGAAAAUUAAAGAGGUUGCCGCUGAAAGUGGACUCAGAGGAGGACUUCCUUAAGAUGUGCCGUUUGAAGGAGAAGGAGCUGGAGACCCUUCCUUGCCUGUACACCACAGUGGAACCGGACUCGUGGAGCGGGGUAGAGGACCUUCAGAGGGUCAUCAAGGACAAAAUCCUCGAGGAGCAGAAGAAGAUUGUGUGGGUUGAGGAGGGGCUACUUGAGGAGACGUUGCACUAACCGAAAAGCACAGUACUGACCUCCAGAACAUUAAAUGGCAUUUUUCUAGUUCUCAGGCAGUUCUCAGAAGUUCACUGUCACCGUUUCUGGUAUAAGCGGAAACCAGCACGAAGCUCACGGUGUGAACAGGAAAUUACAUCAUCAUGCCACUGGUUACGAUGUUUUUUUCUCUGCAGUGAACAGUGUGGAUAAACAAGAGGCUGUGUAGAAUGAGAGUGGAAUCUGCAGAAUGCAGAGUAACAGGGUGUCAUUAGAGCAAUGGCCUCAAAAGGACAGUCUUAAAAAUGUGUGUUAGCCCAUUACAGUCUUGCCUUCAGGGCAUGCCCAUAGAACACAAAUCUACCUACACACCACAUUUCAUAACCAGUAACACGUACUGUAAAAUGUUACCACUGUUUUCAUGCAUCUGGUCAAAAUGUAGGCUGAUAUGUACAGCAAAAUAUACCUGAAAAGAAAGACUAAAUAUUCCCUCUUAUUUGCAUAAAAACACAGCCUGAUUCCCAAGUGAAUUACGAUCACCUUUAUCGAUCGCCUGCGAGUUAAUGCUGCAUUAAUCUGAUUUAUUUUUCCUCAUAUCCCAAGGUUUUAUUUAUUUGCUGUUAUUUAUUUUUUUGUACAGCUUAGGUAUGAAUAACCCACAAUAUCACGUUAUGAGAAAACAUACUGUGUGUAUUACCAGGCCUGAGUCUUGCAACCUGGUCUAUGAUUCUCAAAUGUGCGCCAGUGUGAUUAGCAUUACAUAGGGAAGGAUAUAAAUGAAUGCUGAAGGAUCAAUUUAUUGCAUGUGCCAAUGGAAAUGACCCAUUUUCAUAUGUUAUAUGUGCGUGUGUGCCACCUUCAAACUGCCCUGCUUGGAAUUCUGUGAAAUCUGUUAUUUUUUCUGAGCCUUCAUUCCCUUCCCUCAGCAAAACCUCACAGCUGAGAUUACAGGAUUAGUUCAGCCCAUUCAUAUGAACUUCAAGGAGCUACAAUAUGUAUGGAAGUAACUCUAAAGCAAAUAGGUUUGUAGGCAUAGCACCAGUACACUGUACCAUAUUUCAUGAUAAGUAAUAUGUGUAAGAGCAAGAAAGCACUGUACAGUAAACUUAUUAAAUGCAAUAUUUUGCAAUACAAA
Messenger RNA from Anguilla anguilla (European eel), 4780 nucleotides. RefSeq names its product caspase recruitment domain family, member 11 (gene card11). The transcript is spliced from 24 exons. NCBI's taxonomy places the organism in Eukaryota, Metazoa, Chordata, Actinopteri, Anguilliformes, Anguillidae. Bases 223 to 3666 code for a protein of 1147 amino acids. The record is from RefSeq and is a predicted model, not a curated record. Gene Ontology annotation, molecular function: protein binding. Gene Ontology annotation, biological process: regulation of apoptotic process.